Messenger RNA from Thalassophryne amazonica, 1284 nucleotides. It is a transcript of the gene scdb, whose product is annotated as stearoyl-CoA desaturase b. Gene Ontology annotation, biological process: unsaturated fatty acid biosynthetic process; response to fatty acid. Bases 77 to 1090 code for a protein of 337 amino acids. The record is from RefSeq and is a predicted model, not a curated record. NCBI's taxonomy places the organism in Eukaryota, Metazoa, Chordata, Actinopteri, Batrachoidiformes, Batrachoididae. Gene Ontology annotation, cellular component: endoplasmic reticulum membrane. The transcript is spliced from 6 exons. Gene Ontology annotation, molecular function: iron ion binding; stearoyl-CoA 9-desaturase activity; palmitoyl-CoA 9-desaturase activity.
CAUUUAAAUCAAACACACACGUCUGUCCGUGCACACUUGUCUGAUCUCCUCCCUGCUGCAGCUGCAGGAUCACAAAAUGACCAGAACGGAAACGAGGACGCGCCACGGUGGGAAGCAGCAGAGCGGGGAUGCGGCGGCGGCGGCGGCAGAGCCGUGGACGGCCGAGGACGUGUUUGACGACACGUACAGAGAGAAGGACGGCCCCAAGCCUCCGACGGUCCUGGUGUGGAGGAACAUCGUGCUGAUGUCGCUGCUGCACGUCGGCGCGCUCUACGGACUGAUCCUGAUCCCGCGCGCCUCCACGCCCACCCUCCUGUGGACUGUGGUUUGCUAUUUCAUCAGCGCUCUUGGCGUGACUGCAGGGUGCACACAGUUGUGGAGCCACAGAUCCUACAAAGCAUCUUUACCACUGCGAAUCUUCCUCGCCAUCGGUAACUCCAUGGCCUUUCAGAAUGACAUCUAUGAAUGGGCUCGGGACCACCGGGUCCACCACAAGGUACGCAGAACUGAUGCGGACCCCCACAACGCUACCCGAGGGUUCUUCUUCUCCCACAUUGGAUGGCUACUGGUUCGCAAGCAUCCUGAUGUCAUUGAAAAAGGACGAAAACUGGAGCUGUCAGACCUGAAGGCAGAUAAAGUGGUCAUGUUUCAAAGACGGCAUUAUAAGUUGUCUGUGGUGAUUCUUUGCUUCCUGGUGCCCACGCUGGUUCCCUGGUUCCUGUGGGGGGAAUCCUUGGUAGUGGGAUAUUUCCUGCCUGGCCUUCUGAGGUACACUGUGGUGCUUAAUGCCGCCUGGCUUGUGAACAGCGCCGCACACAUGUGGGGCAACCGCCCAUAUGACGUGACCAUUAACCCAAGAGAAAACCCGCUGGUCGCUAUCAGUGCCAUAGGGGAAGGCUUCCACAAUUUCCAUCACACAUUCCCCUUUGACUAUUCCACCAGCGAGUUUGGCUGCAAACUCAAUCUGACCACUGCUUUUAUUGACCUCAUGUGCCGCCUGGGUUUCGCCAAGGACUGCAGAAGAGUCUCAAAGGAAAUGGUUGUUGCUCGCAAGCAGCGGACUGGGGAUGGCAGUAGCAAUAGUGGAUGAAUCUCACACACUACAAACUAUAUUUGAUGCCAACCUGUUUGAACCAAGGCACAGCGUAGCAACACUGAUAGGAGCAUUUCAAUGAGGCAGAUGACUACUAUGUUUAUAAUCAACUUAAACCUUCUUAAACCGUGAAAUUUGUGGGCCUCUUCCAGUUUAGCAAUGUCCACACACACACACACACACACACACAC